AUGGCGCUCUCUCUGCGACAGAAGCAGAUAGACGCCAUCGUGCGCAUGCUCAACCUCAACAGCCCCGUUAUAGUCACGGUGGGCGGCGGGCUGUCAUCAGACGGCGACGUGUACAAGGUGCUGCUGCUCGAUAAAUACUCCCGCGACCUCAUCUCGCCGCUCCUCAAGGUAUCCGACCUGCGCAAGCACGGCAUAACGCUGCACCUGAUGGUGGACGCGGAGCGCCAGCCCAUCCCGGACGUGCCGGCCGUGUACUUCCUGCAGCCCACGGCGGGCAACAUCCAGCGCCUCGUGCAGGACGCCACGCGCGGCACCUACGACAAGAUGCACCUCAACUUCACCUCCUCCGUGCCGCGCCUGCUCCUAGAAGACCUUGCAGCCGGGACCCUCAAGGCCAACGCGCUGCACCGCGUGGCGCGGGUAUUUGACCAGUACUUGGAGUUUGUGUGCCUUGACCACGGGUUGUUUUCGCUCGGGCAGCCCGAUAGUUACGUGCGGCUGAACGACCCAAUGGCGAAGGACAAGGACGUGGAGGGGGCAGUGGAGAGUAUUGUGAACGGGCUGUUCUGCGUGCUGGUGACGCUGGGAGUGGUGCCUGUGAUCCGCUGUCCGGAGAGAGGGCCAGCAGAGAUGGUGGCCAGGCAGCUGGAUGCGAAGCUCAGGGCGCAUCUCGCCACACACAACAACCUCUUCAAGGAGGCAGCGGCUGGGGCGCUGGCAGCAGGGGCAGCGGCUGUGGCAUCUGGGGGAGGGGGGGCGGGAGCGGGGGCAGGGGGGGCCGGGGCGCUGGGGCUGUUUCAGCGGCCGCUGCUGUUCAUAGCGGAUAGGAAUUUCGAGCUGGCGGUGGGGGUGCAGCAUGAGUGGACGUACCGACCGUUGGUGCAUGAUGUGCUGGGCAUGAGGCUCAACCGAGUGAGCAUUCACAAGGGCGGGGCGGCAGGGGGAGCGGGGGCAGGGAGCGGGCCGCUGUCGCCUGUGCUGAAAGGAGCUGGAGGGGGUGGUGGCGCCAAGGCGACCAGCUAUGAGCUGGAUGACUCGGAUAGCUUCUGGGUGGCGCAUUCGGAGUCCCCGUUUCCCAAGGCGGCUGAGGCGGUCGACAUGCUGCUGAAGAAGUGGACGCAGGACAAGGAGCAAGUCAACGCCGCGUCGCCAACAGGCGAUGCAUUCUCAGAGGCAGAAGAUGAGGACCUGAUGGGGCGCACGAAGCAGCUGUCGGCCGCCAUGAGCGCCGUGCCGCAGCUGAUGGAGCGCAAGCGAGUCAUCGACAAGCACGUCACCAUCGGGGGCACGCUCCUCGAGGAGAUCAAAUCGCGCGCACUCGACGCGUACUUUUCCAUGGAAGAGGAUUUGCUGACCCGGGGCAGCACGGACCGGGCGGCGAUGCUCGACUUACUCAGGAAGAGGGGCUCCAAGGAGGAUAAGCUACGGCUGGCGAUAAUCUACCUGAUGGCCACGGAUAAUGCAAGCGCGGGGGAUGUGGAGGCGGUGGAAGCAGCGCUGAGGGAGCAGCAGGUGGACCUCGCCGCUCUGCAUUACAUCAAGCAGGUGAAGCGCGUCAACUCGAGCUUUGCUGCUGUGGCUGCCGCGGGGGGUGGGGCGGGAGGAGUGGGCGGCGUGGGCGGCAGCAAGGACGAUCUGCUGGAUUGGGCCGGGCGGCUUGCUGGGCAGGGUUUGUCACGUGUGACUGCUGGUGUGAAGAAUCUUCUGGCUGGGGGCAGGCAGCUGCAGCUGACCCGGGCAGUUGAAGCUCUCAUGGAGGGCCGACCCGGGCAAGAUACAGACUCUUUUCUCUGCCUUGACCCCAAGGCCCCCAAGGGGGGGAGCAGCAGCACAGCAGCAGGGGGCAGUAGAGGGGCGGUCCGGGACGCUAUUGUGUUUGUGAUUGGAGGGGGGAACUACAUGGAGUACGGGGGUCUGCAGGAGAUGGCGAGGAAGGCAGGAGCGGGGGGCGGGGCGGCAGGAGCACGCACGGUGGUGUAUGGGACGACUGAGAUGCUGGCGGGGAGUCAGUUUGUGGAGCAGCUGUCAGAACUGGGGAGGAAGAUGGGGUACAAGGCCCCUCCCCCACCUCCUGAAUCUGUGGGGGGAGCAGCGGGGGGUGCUUCUGGAGGCCAUAGCACUGUGCCUGCAGCAGCUCCCCCUGAAGCGCUGGCCGCUUGCACCCGGUGCGGCACCAGCAGCCAACACAUGACUUCAGAAAAGGAUUGGUUUGAGGGAUUGGAGAAGCUGAACGAACCUGUUUACGUGGAGCUUGCUGACGGAAGCCACUUGUUGAGCUCGAUGGCGGGAACAAUUCGAGCAACGGCACCCGGUGGAACAACAGUGCGCUACACGGAAGUGCUCUACGUACCCGGCUUGAAGUCCAACCUGCUCUCCUAUUGCCAACUGUACAAUAAGGGAGCACAAAUUCACACACGUGAGGAUGGGCACACGGAGAUCACAAUGACGGAUGGAGAUGAGCAUGUACUCAUUGGAGUUGGAAUGGUCAUCCAUGGGGUGUUAAUGGUGCAAUACGAGCCUGCACUUGCAUCCGUCCAUGAAUCUGGUCAUGAUCAUCCGAAUGAUGCAUUGAAUGCGACUGAUCUUGAAGGGCUGAAUGUGCAAUCUGCUCAUGCAUCCAUCACAUAUCGCAUGGCCCACAAGCGCUUGGGUCACCCAUCAUACUCAUCCAUGGAUGCAACAUUUCGCAAUGGAGAUGUUGAAGGACUCUCCAUAUCCGACAAGACAAACCCUCUCAAACCCCCGUGUGACUCAUGUCUUCGAGGGAAGAUGAGCAAGGCCCCAUUUCCCACAGGUGGUGACAAGCGCACAACUCGACCUUUGGAGCUCGUGCAUAGCGACAUCAUGGACUUGGGUGAAGCUCACCCCUCACUUCGCUACGUGCUGACGCUCAAGGACGACUACACCAACUACCUGUGGGUGGCGCCGUUGGCUCGCCGAUCCGACAUGGCAGCAGUUUUCUCGGCUUGGCAUCGCGAAAUGAAGACCAAGUUGCCCACGAAGCCGCUGGCUGCCUUACGCACGGACAACGGGGGGGAGUACACCGCAAAUGCUUUCACGGAUUACCUGAGCUCUCAUGGCAUCAUACUCGAACGACAUCGCUACACGGAAGAGGUCUUACCACACAUUGCCGCCUGGACCUCUGGGGAAGGAAGCUUUGAGUCCAAGUUUGACUCAUUCCCGGCAUCACCACCAUCCCCUACAUCGCCCACGGACACAUCCACCACACACGGACAGGAAGCUGACACAAAUCAAGCAGAUGCAACCAUUGACGACAUAGCCGAUAAAGAAGAAAUGGCUGCAGCAAGUGACUUACCUCCAGCUGGCGUCUCUGUUCCUGAAGGUGCUGAAACCAACGAAGCGGAGAAUGACGCGCGUCAUCUUUAUGACUUUGCCUACGCACCUGGUGGGAUCGAGCUGGCAGAUCAAGACGCAGCUCCACGGCGGGUUCACAUCAACCCAAUUGUGACUGUGCUUGGAGGAGAAGGACAAGGGAUGGACAACAUCACAGGACUGGACGUGCUGUUUGGGAAACGACAGGCAACACAAACGUUCAACACCCUUCCCAACAUGCAACACCAUGUGCUAGGAUGUGCAGCGGCCGGCGUCCCCAUGGUGGACCUAACGUACAAAGUGCCAAAAACGCUCAAGGAGAUGGCAACAGACCAGUACGCACCUCUUUGGCAAGCCGUUGUGGAUGCAGAGUUGGCCAAGUUCGACGAGCUGGACGCAUACGAAGUGGUGGACAGAUCGGACGUACCCAAGGGCACGCCAGUAUUGACGGAAUGA
Molecule: messenger RNA, 3789 nt
Organism: Closterium sp. Yama58-4
Lineage: Eukaryota; Viridiplantae; Streptophyta; Zygnematophyceae; Desmidiales; Closteriaceae
Source: the annotation of a GenBank genome assembly